CAACUAGUCAGAUCCUUCAAUAUACAUCUGAGCUUCGUAGUCAGAAAGAUACAUCUCAGUCUGCUGGAUUUGACUCCUCUCUCCUCACAUCUGAUAUUGGAAAUGAGGCAGGCAACUUGUUUUUCUGCCAGUUUUGCAACUAUGGGCAUCCCUCAAUGAGAGGAAUUUUAAAUCAUCAAAAGAGAAGACACAGUGAACUCCAAACAACACCUGGCGACAUCUUCAGGCAUACUGCUGAGGUUAGAGGGCAAACCGAAAAAUCCAAAAAGUCUAAGAGAGUCAACUUGACAAAGUCUUCUCACAUUUUACCUCUUCCUCUUGUGACAGAAGAGGCUGUGUUAUUCUGUCAGCUUUGCAACUAUAGCAACCGAACCAUGAGGGUGGUUGUGGAACAUCAAAGGAAAAGACACCCAGAUCUUAAAGCAACUGCUAAACAAAUCCUUGAAUAUACUGCUAUGAUUUUGUCCCAAACUAGCAAAUCGCCUAACUCAUCUUUCUUAACAUCUGAUGUUGUCCAAGAAGUGUUAGAUAAGUUCUUCUGCCAAUAUUGUGACUAUAACAAUCCCACAGUGAGGGGGAUUUUUAAUCAUCAAAGUAAAAUGCAUUGUGAUCUUGAAACAAACGCUGCGCAGAUCUUAAGGCAUACUGUUGUCGUCCGAGAGCAAACCGAAAAAUCUCAGCCAAAAGCAGUGAACUCACCUAACUCUCCUCACCUCUUGUCUCAUCCUCUUUUGAAGGACGAGGUUGAACACAUGUUUUUCUGUCAGCUUUGCAACUAUAGCAAUCCAACGGUGAUAGGGGUUUUGAAUCAUAAAAGGAAAAGACACCUUGAUAUGAAGCCAACUGCUAAGCAAAUCCUUGAAUAUACUGCUACUGUUUUGGGCCAAAUGAGCAAAUCCCACCCAGUACGAAGAAACUCGCUUAUCUCAUCCCAAGAAGAAGAGAGAAAGUUGUUUUACUGCCAGCAUUGUGACUAUGACAGUCCGACAGUUAGGAGGGUUUUGAAUCAUCAGAAAUUAAGACAUAGUGAUCUGAAGGCAACUGCGGAUCAGGUUGUCAGGUAUACUGGAAUUGUUCCCGGCCCAAAUAAAAAAUCAACAAUGCAACAGCCUAACAUGUCCUCCAUGAAAGUCUCACAAUCUCGCAAGCAGAAAGCUGCACUGCUCAGGUCCUUGAAGUGCCGCAAAUGCUCUUAUACAACUCCCCAUAUAUAUCUUUUGAAAAGACAUCUGAGGAAUAACCACCAAGAGAAAGCCCCAAUCACUACGAUUAUACAUUGGGCUUACCAAGAUGGCCAUUUACAGGAAGGUUAUCACUGUGAGUGGUGUGCUUGUUCACAUACUGAAGCGAAGGGACUCCUCCGGCACUACCGGCAACGUCAUCCAGAUAAAAAAACUGGACUUGAAUCCAUCAUCCUGAGGUUACAUGCCGGCCCUAAGACCUCUCGAUCUAAAAAAACGAAGCCUAACCCAGAACACAAUGAAAAACAUGAUCCGAUUAUCCUCAGGUUUGGGGAUGUUCCAAAGACCACUCCAUCUUUUCAGACCGGAGGAGGUGACACAAAAGUCUAUCCAUGCCGAGCGUGCCCCUUUAAGGAUACUUCCAUGGGGGGUAUAAGCAGCCACUACCGUGCAGUUCAUCCAUGGUCUGUCAAGGAAGAUGGGUCUGUGUUAGAUGUCAUUAGUAGUAGGCAGACCCAAGAACCGGAGGUCCAUGAACAGCUUGAUGUUCAUGAAACCUUGAGUUCAAGCGAGACAUAUCGGUGCCCUGUCUGUUCCGGAGAGUUCAACACCCUCCAUGGUAUGUCUACUCAUUGUGGAAAGAAACAUCCGGAAUAUGAUAUGAAAGUCCAUGAACAGCUUGAUGUUCAUGAAACUUCAAAGCCAAACCAGCGAUAUAGGUGCCCUGUCUGUUCCGGAGAGUUCAACAACCUCCAUGGUAUGUUAACUCAUUGUGGUAAGAAACAUCCGGAAUAUGAUACAUCAACUUAUGAAAGGGAACCUGAAGCGGAACCUAGUACAAGUGAGGGGACUCUGGUAUUCAAGUGUUCAAUCUGUCCGUAUGUGAACUCUCACGCUCAUGGUGUUCUAACUCACUGCCAGAUGAGGCAUCCAGCCGUCAAAGCCAGAACUGAGAGACUUGAACAAGAAAUUGUACACUUCACUGACCCAAAUGAAUGCCUGAAAGUCCGAUCGGGUAAGCGGAUGGGAUUGGCAGGCUUCAGGUGCAAUAUGUGUCCAGUCAUCCAUGCAAAAUUCAAGAAGUUGAAGGCUCACUAUGAGAUGGAUCACAAACGAUCUGCCGCAAAUAUAUUCAAACCGGCUUUGAAACAAUCCGCUGCCAUUAAAAAACAAUUGCUCUCCAAAUACAGAGGCUCCCAGACCUCAAUUGCCCAGGCUGCCAUUUUAAAAAAUGGAAAAUCCAUCAUAGUCAAGUGCCACCUUUGCAAGUACCUUUGCACCACUAAAAAGGGCCUUGCCUGUCAUCUUCGCAUUAACCACAGUACAGUGGCUCCAAUUGAGGACAAAGAGUUUUCCUACAAGUGUGCACUGUGCUCGUAUACAACUUCGAUUUGUAAAUACCUUGCAGCCCACUAUAGGAGGCAACAUGGCAAUGCUGCUUUCACCAACCACUUUGUUCCAGCAUUCAGACCUCACCGCAUUCUUCCAAACUCACCGGACCAUAAGGCUUCUUUAAGUCAGGAAACCAAAUCACCUGGUGAGAAGAUAAGCUGUUCUCGCUGUUUUUUCCAAUGUCUUAGUGAAAAGGGCCUGGUCUCCCAUUAUGCGAUUUGCCACCCAGGAGUCUCUCCCAGCAAGCACAAAUCUAGCAAACUUAGCCCGAAUAACACACUGCACUCUCCCCCCAAGCCUAGAAAUCAUCCCCAGCAACAGAAACCUGUAUGCAAAUUAUUUGAUCCACAAUGUGAGAAAGGCAAAACAUUGCGUCCAGUUAAAUGCAAGAAAUGCGUGAAGUUAUCUUUCAACUCAAAUCUGCUGCUAAGUAUCCACUACACCAAUUUCCACAACGAAGAUUUCACACAAGACUUCACUAUACUUUCAAAGACUUCAGAGGAUGGCACAGAAUUCUACAGAUGUGGAUACUGUAACCUCCAAAUCCAGGGCAGUGCGGACCUCUGCUCCCAUCUCGACCAUCAUAAUGAGGAGUUUCAGAAGCUGGCAAAUGGACAGAAGAGGAAACAACACCUCAGUGCCCCACCGCCAAAGACCAAGCCUGUUAAGCAGGAAAGACAAGAACUGCCCGAGGUUCUGACAGCAGAGGAAUCGGACAGUCAUUGGAUUGUGACACAGGUGGAAUCUGUUACAACAGGGAUGGGUCCACUGGUGUCCCCUUCCCCUGUCCCAUCGACAACAAAACCAGAGGGGGGGUCAGUAGGAGAGGAGUGCAACCACUGCGGGCGAACUUUCAUGUCUUUGAAAGGUUUACGCUCACAUGAGCGGAGCCAUGCAGCUACAGCAGCGCUCAAACGGCUGGACAAUGUACCUCAUCAACAGAAGCAGAUGUUUGACUGCCAUAUUAGACAUCGACCCGGGACCAUCAAACCCUUCCACUGUGGGCUCUGUCGUUACAGAACUAACAUCUUGAGCCUCUUGAAGAAUCAUCUGCUCAAAGUACAUGGCGCUCAGGACCCAUCCAAGAACCUCCCUUCCUCCGUGACCUGUAGCGAGAACAAGGAGCACACCCUGAGGGCUGCUGAAGAGACCCAGAACCUGCCAGAACCUCAAGAAGGCAACCAAAUGUCUGAUGAUUCUGAGGAAUCAGACCCCACUGAAAAACCAGUAUACUCGGAGCCCCCAGAUGUUCAGAGGCAGCUCAACCACUACAGGCAGGUGGCUCAGGCCAAGGCCUCUAGCAGCGCUCCAAGCCCACAGACCACCAGGACCACUCAAGAUGGCUUAUUCGUCUGUGAGUUUUGUAUCUACACCUCAACACACAUCAAGAGUAUGCGUCGACACUACAUAAAUCGCCACAAUGGGAAAAGGCUCGUGAGGUGCAAGGACUGCUCAUUUUUCACAGGCUUCAGGAAGAAGUUGGAUAUGCACAUAGAGACGGCACAUGCCAGUAGCCCAACAGAAGCUCCGAAGGAGCUACACUGCCCUCUCUGUCUUUACCACACCAAAAACAAAAACCGCAUGAUCGACCACAUCGUCCUCCAUCGUGAGCAGCCAGUGGCCCCUAUAGAGGUGCGUCGUCCGAAGCUGUCGCGAUAUCUCGAGGGCAUCGUGUUCCGCUGCCACAAGUGCACCUUCACCAGUUCCAGUGACAAGAAACUGCUACUGCACAUGCUCAAGCACGACGAUAUCAAGCCCUACAAAUGCAGACUGUGCUACUUCGACUGCACACAGCUGAGCGAGUUGGAGGCACACCUGUGCGAUAAACACCAGGUUGUGAGGAACCAUGAGCUGGUGGGACAGGUCCAUCUGGAGGAACUGGAAACAAGACUGAGCAGAGUCAACGAGGAGGGAGAACAAUUCAUGGACUGUAAGGAGACCCAAGGGCAACAAGAUGAGGUGAACAAAGAUGCCGAUAAUGAGGUGGCAGAGAACACAGCCCAAAACAGUGAAUUCCAGGAUUUUAGUAAUGACGAGAACCAAGAGGGACAAUAUAAGCAAUCCUAUGAGAAGCUAGAGAAUGAGGACAAGGAGAAGGUCGAGGAACAUUUAAUGGACUGUGAGGAGGAGAACCAAGAACCUGGAGAGAUGGACAUAGAAGAACAAAACAACCAAUAUCAUGAGAUGCCAGUGCUUAAAGAUGAAGCCUGCAACUAUCAUGAGAUGCCAGUGCUUGAAAAUGAAGAGGGCAAAGAGGAAACACACAGUAAUCAUGGUGAGACACAGGAAAAUGAGGAGGCAGUGAAGACUGACCGUCUAAAACCUGAGUGCGAUAAUAAACCGGAGCAAGGGUCUGAACAGGAUGAAAAAUAUGAAGAAAACCCCAAGAGUGGCGAGAAGCAAGAUCACGAGGUGGAGGAAAACAACAAGGAAAAUGGCAACAUAUCUUCACCAAAAGAUGCCUCCACUACCUUGAAGAUAAUUCCAGUGACCAGAAAUGAGAAAGCACUUUCCUGCGAGCUCUGUGGCCGAACUCUCAUGAACAGCACUGAGCUGGAACGGCAUGUGAUGCGCCAUGGCUUGUAACUCUGUGUCGGUGCAACUGAUGAGGAUGUAUUGACACUGAGGGUGUUGCUGCUUAGAAAUGGGAGACAUGUCAUAACAGGGCUGCUUUUAACAGCAAGCUGAUUAUGUGAAGUUCAAUUGAAUGUAAUGUUUUAUUGUCACUUGUUGCAUACUGUUUCCACCUGUAACUAACUUUUCUUGACUGGAGACACUGCAGCUAUUGUUGUAAAGGACAGUCUUUCAUUAUUGUAUAUUAUGUCAUGCCAGAAUGACCGUACACAUUUCCAACAUAUUGGCUGUUUUGAUGCUUUGUAAAUAUGUUGAUCUUGUUGUCUUUUAACAUUUCUGUAAUAAAUGACUUUAUCCUAAAGCUA
This is a messenger RNA of Salvelinus namaycush (lake trout), 5512 nucleotides long. RefSeq names its product zinc finger protein 462-like. Gene Ontology annotation, cellular component: nucleus. The transcript is spliced from 9 exons. Bases 156 to 5159 code for a protein of 1667 amino acids. Lineage: Eukaryota; Metazoa; Chordata; Actinopteri; Salmoniformes; Salmonidae. Gene Ontology annotation, biological process: regulation of gene expression. The record is from RefSeq and is a predicted model, not a curated record.